This is a messenger RNA of Chara braunii, 5525 nucleotides long. NCBI's taxonomy places the organism in Eukaryota, Viridiplantae, Streptophyta, Charophyceae, Charales, Characeae. The record is from the annotation of a GenBank genome assembly.
CCCUAUUUUUGAAGGCCACGUCAGCUACCCGCGGCGCAUGACCCUGCUCACUCGUUCACAGACAGCAGGGAUGGAUCAGAAAGCCAACGAGACGGGCGAGGCCUAUGAGGCACGUUUGGCGGCCAUCAUGACCGAAAGCAAGCAACGGGCAGAAGCAUCAGCCGCAGCACGGAAGACGAGGGAGGCAGAGGCAGAGAGGCUGCGUCAGAUCACCAAAGAUCAACGGCAGAAGCACGCAGCAGCAGCAGCAAAGGACGCCGAUGAAGAACGUGUACGACGGCGGGAGAUUCUCUUUAGGGAGGAAACUGCGUUACACGCACAGGCCAGGGAUUGGCGGCAGGAGGCCGAGAAUGGAGACUCCGUUGACUACGGGACCAGGAUUGCUCUCUUGCUCAACAGCGUCACGGACCUCCUCGCUACGUGCAUGGCACAGCAGGAGGACAUUCACUCUCUCGACCACGCCAAUCAGGCGCUGACUAAGCGCAUACAGCAGCUGGAGCAGCGACCAGUUGCCACCUCCAGCGCCGGCCCCUCCGACCUCGUCGACCGCGUCAACAUCUUGGAGAUAGACGUGGGAACACUCAAAACCGAGACACAGCGACUGGACCAGCAGGCCACUUGCGCUUACGAGCGGACCGAUGAGAUAGGCCUAUGUUUUCUUCACACCGUUGCGGCAGCCAAAUCUCAACCCACGGACUUGUCUUCGGACCCCCGUGUGGUACGGUUGCUUGACGAAUUCGCCGACAUCUUCGAGUCACCUACCGGCGUGGUGCCGGAUCGGCCGAUCUCCCAGGAGGUCAUUCUCGAGGCCGGUGUCGUGCUGCCGAAAGGUUGCAUCUAUCGCAUGAGCGAGGAGCAACUUACAGUACUCCGCGCGGAGCUCGAUGAUUUGUUGGACAAAGGCUGGAUCCGGCCUAGUAGCUCACCCUAUGGUGCGCCGGUUCUCUUCGUGCAGAAGAAGAACAAGGAUCUUCGCCUAUGCAUCGAUUACCGCAAGCUCAAUGCACAAACCGUCAAGAACGCGGGACCUCUUCCUCGUAUUGGCGACCUUCUGGAGCGUUUGGGCGACGCAGAAUUUUUUUCCAAACUGGAUUUGAAGUCAGGGUAUCAUCAGAUAUCGAUACGCCCGCAAGAUCGUUACAAAACCGCGUUUAAGACAUGGUGUGGGCAUUUUGAGUGGGUCGUCAUGCCUUUCGGACUCACCAACGCCCCGACAACUUUUCGAGCGGCGAUGACCAACGAGUUCCGUGCAAUGCUAGACUGGUUUGUGCUGGUCUUCCUCAUCUAUAGCCGGACCUUGGAGGAACAUCUCGAGCAUCUUCGACGAGUGUUGGAGACGCUCCGUCGCGCCAAGUACAAAGCCAUCCGCGACAAGUGUAAAUUCGUACGUCAAGAGUUGGAAUACUUGGGCCAUUUCGUCACUCCUCAAGGCAUCAGUCCGUUGUCGGACAAGAUUCAAGCCAUCCAAGAUUGGCCGGAGCCGCGGAACAUCACGGAUGUCCGUUCGUUCCUUGGCCUUGCUGGCUACUACCAACGUUUCAUCAAAGGGUACUCGAAGAUCACGGCCCACUUAUCCAAGCUUCAAUGCGAGGACCGACCAUUUGACUUCGGGACGGAUGUGCGGGAAUCAUUUUUGGCCCUUAAGGCGGCAUUGCUAUCGGCGGAAGUCUUGCGAAUAUACGACCGGCUAUUGCCGACGCGCGUCACUACGGAUGCGUCUGGCUAUGGCAUUGGUCAUGGAGUGGCAUCUACAGAAGAAAAGGGGGAAGCCUUGAGGCUUGGAGCAGAUAUCCCAGAGGCUACCGGCAGCAGUAGCGAGGCAAGAAGACAGCAGGCACUAGUUGUGCAAGGAGGGAGUGGAGGGCGGGAACCAGCCAAUGCGGAAUGUGGGUUUGCGAUGGCCAGCAACGGGCAAAGGGAAAAGGGAUUUGAACCCUCAACCUCCGCAGCAGUGUGCUCCGGUGCAAACAGCAGGGUUCAAAAUGUUAUUGAAUCCUGGGGUGCCUUGUCAAUGAUCGUUGAGGCAAAGGAGGGAGGAGGACAUGGACAUGGAUACGAACAGAAAGAUGGAGAAUAUGAAAGGGAAGAGGACAAGAGACAAUGUGGAAAGGAGGAGCAAGCAAUAAGCAGGGAUGGAGUGACUGCCAGUGAUUCCAGUUCUUUCUCAAGGGAUGUCUCUGGACUGAGCAAAUAUGCAGGCUCAGCAUUUGCCUCAUGCCCACAGCAGCAGCUUCAUGCUUACAACACUGCUCAGCAGCAUUUGCGGGUUGGGGAUCUUUGCCACAUCCAUGAGGGAUCCAAUUCAUGCCAUGAACCAGUAACGGCGAAGGAUGAUCAGCCUACCCUAGACCGCAUUUUGCUUAACCAACAUGAGAUGCAUGCUAGCCAGCCACGAUCACCACAGCCAAAGCGUUGCCGACGCGCAAGUGAUCAGUCCUUGCCGGCGAGGAAUGGGCCUGUGGCGACUGAUUCCUUGACGACACAGGCUGGAUUGGUGGAAGAGGGAAGGGCAGAUGAAAGGGAAAUUAGUAGAGGGAAUGAGAGGAGGGAGGUGGGCCCAGAAACAACUGCGGUGGUGUCCAUGGUGGAAGCGGUAGCAGGCAACAAAGACAACGGGUGGGAUAACGGCAACGUGGGUUUUGUGAAUGCUUGGGAUGCUAAGCAAAGGAUGAACUGCCCUAAGGCUGGUGAAGAGGAGAUGGGCAAAGGAGCAACGAAGGACAAUAUUUAUGAAAAUAAAAGUGCAGCACGUGGUUCUGGAUCAGGUAACAGAGAUGAAAGCGAUGCAGUAGACAUGUCGACCGUUGACGACAAGGGCACUGGAUAUGGCGGGAGCAACGAGGUGCAGUGGACAGCAGAAAUGACUGCUACUGUGGACGGCACUGCCACAUCUGCCAUCAGACCAGAAGUGGGACUGGUCUCCUGGAAAGGUCAUGGAGACAGAAGUAAGGCCCUAACUCGUGCCAGCGCCCCGUGCCCUGCUGUGGGGAGCAAGCGUGCCUACAUGAGAAGAGGUACAAACUCAGAUAUGCAUGACAGAUCCACGAAAAAUUCUAAGUUCUUGAACGCAAAGGCCCAAAGGGGUAGGAAGGAGGGGAGUGCAAAGAUGGCAGAACAGGUGGAUCGCCGAAGGGCAGCAGCGGCGGCGGAGGGGGAGUCCGGGCAGGUUUCCUCAGGGUCGGGACUGGGCAUGGGAUCGGGGUUGAAACCAAAUGGGAGAAAGGUCUGCACUGGUCGUGGAGGUGCUUGUUUGGCAGCAUUACGUGUGCAUGCAACAGGUGGUGGGUUGGGAAUGGUGGUUGGUGUCAGCCUGCAGCAACUCUCAAGGUCGUCGCAGAGAAAUGUGGGGUUGGCAACCAGGCACUUCGGACAUGGGUCGCCAAAUCGUACAGUCAAACAGACAAAGAAGAAACUGGCAGCGUCCUCAUCACCACCACAGCCAUUGGCAGCAGCCUCGGCACCAAAGAGGCAGGGUCUGAAUAGCAUUGAAGGUAAAAAAGGAGUUCGCAAGACGUCCUCGGUCAGGCAGGGAUGGCGCCGGGAAUCCGCUCAAAGGGUGCUGAAGAAAAGGAUAGCGAUGCAGGUAGGGAGAGAGGAGAAAAGACGUAGGGGCGGUGGUCUUCUGAGGAAUCAGGUUGGGCAUGGGCGUGAAAGCUCAAGUGGAGGCACCAGUCCAAGCCCGAAUUUGAGUAAAAAUUCGGAUGAUGAUGAUGAUGAGGAGGAGGAGGACGAGGAGGACGAGGAGGACGAGGAGGAAGAAUACAACGAUGAUGACAACUAUGAGGAGGAGGACGAGGAAGAUGAGGAGGAGGAGGAGGAAGAGGAGUGCCCUGGGAAGCGGCUUGCUUGGGCUGUGCGCAAGCGGAACAAUCAUGAUAGCAGUGGGAAGGCUGAGGUGGCAACAUCUGCGGAGCAACACCUGGAUCGGCGAGACCUUGGUCGGGGGGGGUUGGUAAAUGCCACUCAUUGUGGUGAGAAGGUGGGCCGCAGGAACCGUGCUGAAGAACCUGUCGGAACGAAGCCUGGAAGUGCACGGGUUUGUGUGGAGUGCGGGACUAUGAAAACUCCUCUGUGGCGCAACGGUCCUCGAGGACCAAAGUCGCUGUGCAAUGCGUGCGGAAUCCGAUUCAAGAAGGAGAGGAAGGCACUGGCUUUGGCGGAGGCGCAGGCGCAGGCGCAGGCGCAGGCAAAUGCAGAGGGAAAUGAGCAGCAGGAGAAUAGCAGCAGAGGAGGAAAACUGGUGAGUUCUGCACCUUGCAGGAAAGGAAAGACAACCGUUGGAUCGGCUGUGAAAUCGAAAAAGCAUCUGCAUUUAAAGAAUCAGAAAAGGAAAACGGCCGGCGAGACUGCCGCAUCAGUAACAGACGCGAGCGAUGGCACGAUUGCAACCACUGUGUCUAUGGAAGCUGUGAAAGCUGAUGUCAAUGCCGCUCCUACAGAGGGCUGUCAAUGUUCAAGCCGACAACAUAGUCCAUGUCCAUUCGCAUCUGAUCCUCCUCCUUCUGCGUCCCUUCAGACACAAACUACAUCUGAUCCUCCUCCUGUGUCCCUUCCGACGCAAACUGGUCAUGCCCAUCACAAAAUGACAAAUUAUUCAAGUCAGUGUCAUGUGGCAGAUGCGCCAGAUAAAGCGGUGUCGUCUGCAAAGUUGGAUGCUAACAAAGAGGAAGGGAACGGGAAUGCGACGGGCAUUGGAGCUCAGGACGACGGUCACGGUGGUGACGGGCAUUCAGCAAUCAGAGGAGGAGAGAUGGUUGCUGAAUGCGGUGAUCGGGUCGGGAGCAGUGCAGACAGCAGUGUCACUCUUCAGGGGCCACCGGCAAUGGUGAGUGGGCCCUUGAAAAGGAAAUGGAAGAGAAUGAUGGGGAGAAGCGAUCCGGCCGUUCAUGAGUCGAUGCAGAUCCAACGGGUGUCUAUUGCUGGGAGUGGGCAUUCGAGGUGUGUUGAGCUGCCCGUUAACUGGGUAGCGCAGGGGAAAAAGAAGGUAAGGGAGCGCAACGGAAUGGCCGCAAUCAUGGAUGGGAUGCCGAUGGAUGACCAGCACGGGGAAGGAAAGAAUAAUUUGCUACUAGAAAUGGAGUUCGGAGGGUGUGGGGGGACGGCGGAUGAGGUGCAGGGAGCCAUUCUGCUGAUGACGCUCUUCAAAGGAUGCCCUGCCUGAGAUCACCAAGACAAGGCAUUCUUGGUGCAGCUUAACAAUGCUACGCGUAUCGUCUAGAGGGAGAAGGUAGAUCUGGAAUUGCGGGAACAUUCGUCAAAUUCCUGUCCAAGCAGUGUUGCAGAAGAGAAGGCAGGAAGAAGAGAGAGAGGAGGGCAUAGGUAGGCCAGAACUGAGGGAGGAGAGGGAGGUACAAUGAUGGAAGGUUUGUGAAUAUAUUUGAUUACCUAAAUCUGUAGAGGUACUGGCUUUAUACAGUGUAAAAUUUCACUGUAAAAAAAACGAGUUGCAGCCAUUUUGGCUUCAUAUAUUGUGAUACGUGUAGGGUGUCUGUUAUGGGGUUGUCUACCAUGCUUUUAAGAAACGG